AUGAAAACAUCCAUUAUUGCUAUUGCCUUGGCUGCCACUGCACUUGCAUCUGUGGACGCAUUGAAGUGCGAAAAGUACGCCUCUGGAUCUUUGGCGUCUUGGGAAGAAGUCAACUUGGAGAAUGGACAUGUUCAGCAUUAUGCGAUGAAGGACGGAAAACUCGCGAAGAGCCAGAAAGGAGAGGAGUUUGACUUCUACGCAUGCGAGGCGCCAGCGAAGUUUCAUAAGAACCUCAAGGCGAAUCGGGACCAUGGAGCUGAGAAGGCGGGUGUGAUUAAGACGAAGGAUGGAAAGAAGUGUCUAACAAACUCGUUCAUUCGAGUCCGGGACCCGUCGACGGAUGACAAGUAUCACACGGGAUACAAGCAGGUACCAGAGAACGUGGAGAAGAAGGUGACGCUGGAAGAUUGUGCGGAGAACGGAAUGGAUCUCCGUAAGCAAUGGUUUGCGAUUCCUUCGCCGCUUCGGGAGGGAUGUUCGAGUCGACUUUUGCAGAUGGGCUAUGAAUGUGAUGAGCCUCUGCAAUUGACAUAUGGAACGAUGGGUGUGGCGUUUGACACGGAGGGUGGUCAAGGAACUAGUCUGAAGAAUCCGGAUGACUACCGCAAUUCGUACAGCUUCUUCGUGACGGAGAAGGUUGACGCGUCGUGUGUUUACAUGAACCCGUAA
Molecule: messenger RNA, 669 nt
Organism: Malassezia restricta
Lineage: Eukaryota; Fungi; Basidiomycota; Malasseziomycetes; Malasseziales; Malasseziaceae
Exons: 1
Coding region: 1-669 (222 amino acids)
Source: RefSeq, a predicted model, not a curated record